Messenger RNA from Taeniopygia guttata (zebra finch), 7670 nucleotides. It is a transcript of the gene RFX5, whose product is annotated as regulatory factor X5. Gene Ontology annotation, molecular function: RNA polymerase II cis-regulatory region sequence-specific DNA binding; DNA-binding transcription factor activity, RNA polymerase II-specific. The record is from RefSeq and is a predicted model, not a curated record. Gene Ontology annotation, biological process: regulation of transcription by RNA polymerase II. NCBI's taxonomy places the organism in Eukaryota, Metazoa, Chordata, Aves, Passeriformes, Estrildidae.
GCUCACCCCUUGCACACUCGCACGUGACACGCUCACGUGACCCCUCCGUUGCACGCCCCCCACGCGCGCGACCCCCCCACGUGACCCGCCUGCACACUCAUUGCACACCCGUCUCCCCUCGCGCCGCCCGCCCCGACCAAUCAGAUCGCUGUUGCCAGGCAGAUUUCAGCCCCUCCCGCCCCGCCACAUCCGGGCGCUCACCCCUGGCCGGCGAAGGGGAGGGGGGCAAGCUCAUCCAAUCACAGCCGCGGCCGCCGCCGUAUCCGGGCAGACCAGCGGCGCCGCGGCCAAUCAGAAAAAAAGAAGGGGCCGCGCGCGGCGGGCGAGGGGCGCGUCCACUUUCGGUUCGCGCGGGGGGCGCGGGGCACGUGGCGGGACCCCUCCCCUCCCCCCCCCCCUCGGGACCCCCCGAGCAGGACGGGACCAGCGGGACGCGGCUGCUAUGGCUGACGGGGAGUUGGGGACCAGAGCCACCCGGAGGGGCACUUUGUCACCGGGCAGUGCCCGCGGCGGUGCCACCGAGUCCAGCACGCUGCUCCAGGAGCUCCGGGGCAACAUCUCCAAAUCCGUGCAGAGCAAGGUGGACUCCAUCCUGCAGGAUGUGCAGAAGUUCUCGGACAGCGACAAACUCUACCUGUACCUGCAGCUGCCCUCGGGGCCCAGCCUGGGCGAGAAGAGCGGCAGCGGCUCCUCACUGGAGCUGAGCGCGCUGGGCACGGCCGAGCACAUGCACGCCUGCAGCUGGAUCCGCAACCACCUGGAGGAGCACACGGACACCUGCCUGCCCAAGCAGGACGUCUACGACGCCUACAAGCGCUACUGUGACAACCUCGGCUGCCGCCCGCUGAGCACGGCCAACUUCGGCAAGAUCAUCCGGGAAAUCUUCCCGAGCAUCAAAGCCCGGCGCCUGGGAGGCCGCGGACAAUCCAAGUACUGCUAUGGCGGGAUCCGGAGGAAGACCGUGGUCAGCCUUCCUCCCCUGCCCAGCCUGGACCUCAAAGUGACCGAGACGGCGGAGCUGGCCGAGCUGGCGCACUCCUACAGCAGCGAGGUGACGGAGGCCGCGUGUGCCCUGACGUGCGACUGGGCCGAGAAGAUCCUGCGCCGCUCCUUCAACAACAUCGUGGAGGUGGCGCAGUUCCUGCUGCAGCAGCACAUCAUCAGCCCCCGCUCAGCCCACGCCGACCUGCUCAUGGCCAUGGUGGUCCAAGAGAGCACGGACAAGCCCCCGCAGGAGCCUCGGCCAGCCGCAGCCCCCAAGAAGAACGGCCCGGACCCCUCGGACAGCGGGCAGGAGCAGGCCAAGAAGGACGCGGUGCCCAAGGGCCCCGUUCCCCCGCGGCCGGACAAGAAGAAGGCGGCGGAGGCGGCGCGGCCGGGCAGCAGCCCGCAGGUGAACGCGCUGGUGGCGCGGCUGCCGCUGCUGCUGCCCCGCGCCCCCGCCACCGAGCGGCCCCCGGGCCCCGGUGCUGCUCCGGCCCCGCCGGUGCUGGUGCCGCGGCUGACGGCGGCGCCGCUGGGCGGCACGGUCAAGGUGGCGCUGCCGCUGCCCGUGGGCACCGCGCUGGCCCCGGGCCCCGCCGCCAUCCCCGUGCUCAACGUGCUGCUGCCCGGCGUGGGGGUCCCCGCGGCCGAGACCCCCGGCGGCGGGGCCCGGGCGGCGGGGGACGGCGAGGGACAGCGCGGCAAGGGCACCAAGCGGGCGCUGGAGGCGGCCGCGGAUGGCAGCGCGCACAAGAGGCGGCGCGGGAGGCCCCGCAAGCGGCCCGAGGACGCGGCGAUGUCACCCGAGGACGCGGAGGUCCCCAGGGGGGAUGAGGGAGGGGAUUCGCCGCCCCCAGCGGGGUCACCCGGGGGUGGCAGUGCCACCGCGCCCGGUGGGGACAGGGGCAUCGCUGGCGGUGCUGCUGAGACUGCUGGGGAUAGCAUGGAGGUUGACGGUGACACGGUGGCUGGUGGGGACAGCCCGGUCAGUGGCAGUGCCACUGUCUCCCCUGGGGACAGCCUGUUCAAUGGCAGUGCCACUGUCCCCCUUGGGGACAGCACGGUCAGUGGCAGUGCCACCACCCCCACUGGGGACAGCUCAGUCAGUGGAAGUGCCACUGUCCCCCUUGGGGACAGCCCAGUCAGUGGCAAUGCCACUGUCCUCCUUGGGGACAGCCCAGUCAGUGGCAGUGCCACUGUCCCCCUUAGUGACAGUUCGGUCGGUGGCAGUGGUGCUGUACCCCUUGGGGACAGCAUGGUCAAUGGGAGUGCCACUGUCCCUGUUAGUGACAGCCCGGUCAGUGACAGUGCCAGCGUCCCUCCGGGGGACAGCUCAGUCAGUUGCAGUGUCACUGUCCCUGUUAGUGAUAGUGCAGUCAGUGGCAGUGCCACUGUCCCCAUUAGUGACAACUCAGUCAGUGACAGUGCCACUGUCCCUGUUAGUGACAGCUUGGUCAGUGACAGUGCCACUGUCCCCAUUAGUGACAGCCCGGUCAGUGACAGUGCCACUGUCCCUGUUAGUGACAGCUUGGUCAGUGACAGUGCCACUGUCCCUGUUAGUGAUAGUGCAGUCAGUGACAGUGCCACUGUCCCCAUUAGUAACAGCCCGGUCAGUGACAGUGCCACUGUCCCCCUUGGGGACAGCUCAGUCAGUGACAGUGCCACUGUCCCCCUUGGGGACAGCUCAGUCAGUGACAGUGCCACUGUCUCUGUUAGUGACAGCCCGGUCAGUGACAGUGCCACUGUCCCCCUUGGGGACAGCUCAGUCAGUGACAGUGCCACUGUCUCUGUUAGUGACAGCCCGGUCAGUGACAGUGCCACUGUCCCCCUUGGGGACAGCUCAGUCAGUGACAGUGCCACUGUCCCCCUUGGGGACAGCUCAGUCAGUGACAGUGCCACUGUCUCUGUUAGUGACAGCCCGGUCAGUGACAGUGCCACUGUCCCCCUUGGGGACAGCUCAGUCAGUGGCAGUGCCACUGUCCCCCUUAGGGACAGCUCAGUCAGUGACAGUGCCACUGUCUCUGUUAGUGAUAGCCCGGUCAGUGACAGUGCCACUGUCCCCCUUGGGGACAGCUCAGUCAGUGGCAGUGCCACUGUCCCCCUUAGGGACAGCUCAGUCAGUGACAGUGCCAUUGUCCCUGUUAGUGACAGCCCAGUCAGUGGCAGCGUCCUUGGUGGUGGCUCUGCUGGUGGGGGCAGUUCCACUGUCCCCCCUAGUGACAGCUCAGUCAGUGGCAGUGGCACUGUCCCCCCUAGUGACAGCCUGGUCAGUGGCAGUGCCACUGUCCCCCUUGGGGACAACCCAGCUGAGGGAGGUGCCACCACCCCCCUUAGGGACAGCCCGGUCAGUGGCAGUGUCAGCAUCCCUGGUGGUGGCAGUGCCACUGUCCCUGUCGGGGGCAGCUCGCCCAUGGCCAGUGACGCUGAGGACGGGUGGGACACUGGCAGUGCCACUGAGGAGGAUGGACCCGUCACUGGCAGUGCCACUAUGGAGGACAGGCUGGACUCUGGCAGUGCCACUGUCCCCAUCAAGGACAGCUCAUCCCGGGCCAGUGCCACCGCUGGGGACAGGCCGGUCACCAGGAGUGCCACCAUUCCCAUCAGGUGCAGCCCAGCUGGUGGCAGUGCCAUCAGUCCUGUCAGGGACAAGCCAGUCCCCGGCAGUGCCACUGUCCCCAGUAAGGACAGCCCCUCCAGGGCCAGUGCCACCAGGGACAGGGCGGUUGCUCGAAGUGCCACUGUCCCCACUGCUGAUGGCAGCGCAAGCAUCCCUGGCAAGGACAGUCCCUCCAGGAUCAGUGCCACCAGUGGGGACAGGCCAGCCAGGGGCAGUGGCACCAUCACGGACAGCACAGCUGGUGGCAGUGGCACCAUCCCCGUCAAGGACAGUCUGGCCAGGGCCAGUGCCACCGUCCCCAGGCAGGACAGCUCAUCCCAGGGCAGUGACGCUGCUGGGGACAGGCCGGUCACCAGGAGUGCCAGCAUCCCUGCCAGGGACAGCCCAGCUGGUGGCACUGGCACUGUCCCUGUCAAGACCAGUCCAUCCCGGGGCAGUGCCACCACUGGGGACAGCCGCAGUGUCACUGCCUCUGUCAAGGACAAGCCAGUCCCUGGCAGUGCCACCGUCCCUGUCAGGGACAGCUCACCCCGGGCCAGUGCCACCACUGGGGACAGGCCGGUCACCAGGAGUGCCACCGUCCCUGCCAGGGACAGCCCAGCUGGUGGCAGUGCCACUGUCCCUGUCAAGGACAAGCCAGUCCCUGACAGGACCACCAUCCCCGUUAGGGACAGCUCAUCCCGGGGUAGUGACACUGCUGGGGACAGGCCGGUCACCAGGAGUGCCACCGUCCCUGCCAGGGACAAGCCAGGCCCUGGCAGUGCCACCAUCCCUGUCAGGGACAGCUCAUCCCGGGCCAGUGCCACCACUGGGGACAGGCCGGUCACCAGGAGUGCCACCAUCCCUGCCAGGGACAGCCCAGCUGGUGGCAGUGCCACUGUCCCCAGUAAGGACAGCCCCUCCAGGGCCAGUGCCACUGGAGACAGGCCAGUCGGUGGCAGUGCCACCGUCCCUGCCAGGGACAGCUCACCCCAGGGCAGUGGCACUGCUGGGGACAGGCCGGUCACCAGGAGUGCCACCGUCCCUGCCAGGGACAAGCCAGUCUCCAGCAGUGCCACUGUCCCCAGGAGGGACAGCUCCCCCAGGGGCAGUGGCACUGGGGACAAAGCGGUGACCGGCAGUGCCACCGUCCCUGCCAGGGACAAGCCAGUCAGUGGCAGUGCCACCAUUCCUGUCAAGGACAGCUCACCCCGGGCCAGUGCCACCACUGGGGACAGGCCGAUCACCAGGAGUGCCACUGUCCCUGUCAGGGACAGCCCAGCUGGUGGCCGUGCCACUGCACCAGUCAAGGACAGUCUGGCCAGGGGCAGUGCCACCCCUGGGGACAGAUCAGUCAGGGGCAGUGCCACCGUCCCUGCCAGGGACAAGCCAGUCUCCAGCAGUGCCACUGUCCCCAGGAGGGACAGCUCACCCAGGGACAGUGGCACUGGGGACAGAGCGGUGACCGGCAGUGCCACCGUCCCUGCCAGGGACAGCCACUCCAGGAGCAGUGCCACCACUGGGGACAGGCUGAGCAGGGGCAGUGCCACUGUCCCUGUUAGGGACAGGUCACCCAGAGACAGUGGCACUGGGGACAGGCUGAGCAGGGGCAGUGGCAGUGUCCCCACCAGGGACAGGUCACCUAGGGCCACUGCUGUUGGGGACAGGCCAGUGAGGAGCAGUGCCACCGCUGGGGACAGGCCGGGCAGGGGCAGUGCCACCGUCCCUGUCAGGGACAGCGCAACCAGGGGCAGUGCCACCACCGGGGACAGGCCAGGCAGGAGCAGUGCCACCACUGGGGACAGGCCAGUUGCUGGCAGUGGCAAUGUCCCCAUCAGGGACAGCUCAGACGGUGGCAGUGCCACCAUCCCUGUUAAGGACAGGUCAGCGAGAGCCAGUGGCACCACUGGGGACACGCUGGGCAGGGGCAGUGCCACCACUGGGGACAGGCCAGGCAGGGACAGUGCUGCUGUCCCCGUCAGAGACAGCACAGCUAGGGGCAGUGCCACCCCUGGGGACAGAUCCGUCAAGGGCAGUGCCACCGUCCCUGCCAGGGACAAGCCAGUCUCCAGCAGUGCCACUGUCCCCAGGAGGGACAGCUCACCCAGGGGCAGUGGCACUGGGGACAGAGAGGUGACCGGCAGUGCCACUGUCCCUGUUAGGGACAGCCACUCCAGGAGCAGUGCCACCUCUGGGGACAGGCUGAGCAGGGGCAGUGCCACUGUCCCUGUUAGGGACAGGUCACCCAGAGACAGUGGCACUGGGGACAGGCUGAGCAGGGGCAGUGGCAGUGUCCCCACCAGGGACAGCGCAGCCAGGGGCAGUGGCACUGGGGACAGGCCAGUUAGUGGCAGGGCCAUUGUCCCUAUCAGGGACAGCGCAGCCAGGGGCAGUGCCACCUCUGGGGACAGGCCGGGCAGGGGCAGUGCCACUGUCCCCGUCAGGGACAGGUCACCCAGAGACAGUGGCAGAGGGGACAGGCUUGGCAGGGGCAGUGCCACCACUGGGGACAGGCUGGUCACUGCCAGGGGCAGUGUCCCCAUCAGGGACAGCGCAGCCAGGGCCAGUGGCAACGGGGUCAGGCUGGUCAGGGAUGGUGCCACCGUCCCUUUCAGGGACAGGUCCCCCAGGGCCAGUGGCACUGUCCCCAUCAGGGACAGGUCCCCCAGGGCCAGUGGCACUGUCCCCACCAGGGACAGGUCCCCCAGGGCCCCUGACACUAGGGACAGGCCGGGCAGGAGUAGUGCCACUGUCCCCACCAGGGACAGCCCAUCCAGGGGCACUGCCACCGUGCCCGUUGAGGACAGGCCGGUCAGUGGCACUGCUGGGGACAGGCCGGUCAGUGGCACUGCCACCGUGCCCGUUGAGGACAGGCCGGUCAGUGGCACUGCUGGGGACAGGCCGGUCAGUGGCACUGCCACCGUGCCCGUUGAGGACAGGCCGGUCAGUGGCACUGCUGGGGACAGGCUGGUCACUGACAGUGGCACCCCUCCUGGCAGGGACUGCCCCUCCAGGGACAGUGGGACUGCUGGGGACAGGCUGCUCUCUGGCAGUGCCACCGUCCCUGUCAAGGACAGCCUAUCCAGGGGUACUGCCACCAUCGUGGACACGCCCGUCACCAGCAGUGUCACCGGCACUGCCACCGUCCCCGUCAGCGACAGCCCCUUCUGGGCCUACGGCACCCCUGGGGACAGCGCGGCGGCCGGCAGUGCCACCGUGCCCGUCAGGGACUGCCCGUCCAGGGGCACUGCCACCAUCGUGGACGCGCUGGUCACGCUCAGCGGCACUGUGAUGGACAGGAGGAUCCUGGGCAGCAUCACCGUCCCCGUCAAGGCCAGCCUGGCCAGGGGCACCGUCACCAUCGUGGACACGCCCGUCUUUGUCAGUGCCACCGUCCUUGUUGGGGACUCCAUCCCCAGGGUCACCGCCGCCAUCGUGGAAUCGAGGGUGCCUGCCCACGCCAUCCUCCCCCUCGGGGACACGCUGGCCUGUGGCAGUGCCACCAUCCCUGUCAGGGACUGCCCGUCCAGGGACGGUGCCACUGUCCCCAUCGGGGACUGCCCAUCUGGGGACAGUGCCACGCUCCCUGUUGGGGCCGGGUCAGUGGGUGGCAGUGCCACCGUCCCUGUCAGGGAGUGCCCAUCGAGGGACGGUGCCACCGUCCCUAUCAGGGACUGCCCGUCCAGGGGCAGCGCCACCCUUGGGGACAGGCACAUCCCUGGCAGUCCCCCCGUCAUGGACACACCAGUCAGUGGCAGCGCAGCCAUCCCUGUCAGGGACUGCCCGUCCAGGGGCAGCGCCACCCUUGGGGACAGGCCUGGCAGUGGCAGUGGCGCCCUUGGGGACAGGCCUGGCAGUGCCACCGCGCCCGCCAGGCCCAUCACUCCUGUCCGCGUCAGUGUCAUCAGGGACGGCAGGAUGGGCGCCAGGGUGGCACCAGAGGCUGUGGCACAGCGGGGGCACAGCCAGGCCGGGUCGCCCAUGGGGGACACACAGGGACAACCCUGCUCCGGGCACCACGAAGCACACACGAGGGCGGGCACAGGGAUGGGGUCCCCUGCACCACACCAGUAAAAACCAGUAAAAACCA